AGGCUAAACAACAAAAUACGCUUAAGCCAUGGAGUCCAACCAGGAAACCUCGCUCUUCCUGGUGAAGAUCUUGGAGGAGCUAGACACGAAGCAGAAUACCGUUUCCUACCAGGACCUCUGCAAGUCUCUGUGUGCGAGGUUUGAUUUAUCCCAGUUGGCCAAGCUCAGAAGUGUGCUUUUUUACACCGCUUGCCUGGAUCCUAAUUUCCCAGCGACUUUGUUCAAAGACAAAAUGAGAUGCACUGUAAACAAUCAGCAAUCAAAGAAAAUCAUGGUUGCAGCAGAUAUAGUAACAAUAUUCAACCUCAUACAAAUGAAUGGGGGAGUGGCCAAGGAGAAACUUCCAGUUGCAAGGCAGAAAGUGAAGAAGAAGGAGUCCUUUGAAUCCUGUAGAUCUGACACAGAAAUCUGCAAUAUGGCAGACUGUGUGCCCAACUGUGAGCUGAACGACCAGGAGUUUAACCGAGGCUUUCCAGUCAGAAGGUCUUCAAAAUGCAGAAAGAUGGACUGCAAAGACUGUCAACAGUUUGUUCCCUCAUCAGAACCCAACUUUUUACUUGGUGUUAAUAAGGAAAUGAAGGGCCGGGCUGCCUCUCUGGACAGGCUGCAGGCGCUGGCAUCCUACUCCAUUGCCACGUCUCCACCAUGUGAGAUGCAGAGUACAUACUUUCCCAUGAACAUAGAAAAUGAAUCUAUUUCAGACCAGGACUCCUUGCCUAUAAGUGCAGGCAUAAAAGAAACCUUCAUUUCAAGUGAUGAGCCGUUUGUGAUGCAGUCGUGUGUCCAGAAAAGAAAUAUAUUCAAAGAAGAUUUUCAUAAUCUGAUUACAAUAUCUCCCAACUUAAUACCGUCCAACAAAAAGCCAGAAGAUGGACACAGAGAGCCUCAGAACAGGAAAGAAAGCUCUAAGCAGGCUUUCUUCAACCACAGCUUUGAAAUGCCAUACAGCAGCCAGUACCUGAAUCCAGUUUAUUCUCCUAUACCAGACAAAAGACGCGUGAAGCAUGAAAGUUUAGAUGAUCUUCAAGCUUCAACAUACUUUGGCCCAACUACUAUUCUUGGUCCCCAGGACACCAAAAAGUGGGCUGGAAAGCCAACCAAGCAAACUGCCUGGCCAGCUAAAAGCUGGAGUUUAAAUACUGAGGAGGUACCUGACUUUGAACGAUCAUUUUUUAAUAGGAAGCAGUCUGAAGAGAAGCUGCGAUACCAGAAUUCAAACAACCCAUCUCCAAACUUUCCUUCAGCUGACAGGCAUCAGUCCUACCUAAACGCAAAGGAUCAGCAACCAAUUAUGCAGGCAAACUAUGCUGUGAAACCAAAUGGGCAUAAGCCCAAGGAAAUUCCUUCCAUUCUAGAUGUGGAGAAACAUGAGCCAGUCAAAAAGUUUAAGGAUAAAAGCAUUAAUUGCACUCCUGUUCAGAUCUUAAGCAUUGACAGGACCACGAGUGUUGGGACACAAACAGAGCAGCAAGUUCUGGAUCACAAGAAGUGCAAGGAUUUGUGCGCGGCAGGCCAAGCCAAGUACGGAGAGCGGCACUCUCUUAAGCAGUCGGAUGAUGACUCUGAAAUUGUGAGUGAUGACAUCAGCGACAUUUUCCGGUUUUUGGAUGAUAUGAGUAUCAGUGGGUCAACGGGAGUGAUGCAGUCUUCAUGCUACAACAGCACCGGUUCCUUGUCUCAGGUGCAUAAAUCAGACUGUGAGAGCUCUCCUGAGCACAAUUUGAGUAAAAUCUCCAACGGGAGUGCCUGUAACAAAUUAGAAAAAGUGGUCCGGGCAGAUAUUACUAACACAGAUGAUGAACUGAAAACUAGUGUCUGCAAAUUAGUUUUGAGGAUUGGUGAAAUAGAGAAGAAACUGGAGUCUCUCUCAGGCGUCCGAGAAGAAAUCUCCCAAGUCCUGGGAAAAUUGAGCAAGUUGGAUCAAAAAAUUCAGCAGCCAGAGAAGGUCAGCGUACAAAUAGAUCUCAAUUCUUUGACAAGUGAGGCUGCAUCAGAUGAGAGUAACUCCCCACAGAUAUUUCAGUGCCACAAUACUCCUCAUGGAGGCAAACUAGAGAAUAAUCCAGAAUGGUGCUGUUCAGAUGCCAGUGGAAGCAAUAGUGAGAGCCUUCGAGUAAAAGCCUUAAAAAAAAGUUUGUUUACUAGGAGGUCAUCCAGAUCAUUAACAGAGGAAAAUAGUGCAACUGAAUCCAAAAUAGCAAGUAUUUCAAAUUCUCCCCGAGACUGGAGAGCUAUUACUUACACCAACCAAGCUGGCAUUACGGAAGAGGAGAUGAAAGAUCGAGAUGGAGGAGAAAAUAAGGACUGGCAUAGGAAAUCUAAAGAGGCAGACAGGCAAUACGAAAUCCCACAGCCACAUAGACUCUCUAAACAACCAAAAGAUGCUUUCUUGAUUGAACAAGUCUUUAGUCCUCAUCCCUACCCUGCAUCACUCAAGUCACACAUGAAAAGCAACCCGCUCUACACAGAUAUGAGGUUGACGGAGCUGGCUGAAGUGAAACGUGCCCAGCCAUCAUGGACCAUAGAGGAAUAUACAAGGAAUUCGGGGGAUAAAGGCAAGAUUGCAGCAUUGGAUCUACAAACUCAAGAAUCUUUAAACCCAAACAACUUAGAAUACUGGAUGGAAGACAUUUAUACUCCUGGCUAUGAUUCCUUAUUAAAACGCAAAGAAGCCGAGUUCAGAAGAGCAAAGGUUUGCAAGAUAGCUGCUCUGAUAGCAGCGGCAGCUUGUACGGUUAUUCUGGUCAUUGUAGUUCCCAUUUGUACAAUGAAAUCCUGAACCUGUGGACAGACCCGUAACUCCCAGCCGGCCGCAUGUAUCUCAGAUAGCUCAUGCUGUGUUUCAAACGUCUGAUGGCAAAACUGUAAGGAAUUUGCUAAGGAAGAAUGUUCUGAGGAUAUCCUGUUGGAGAGUGCUGUAAAUGUAGGCAAAACACAAAACAACAAGAGACUUUUUUUAAAAAAUAUUAUUUUAAAGAAGACUGUGUGGUGGAGUUAAUGGGAACUUGGUUCAAUUUUUAUGCAUUUUUAAAAGUGCAAUAUUUUUUUUUUCCUAAAGAAACAAUAUAAUGUUUUACAGAAUCAGAGACUGAUGAGAAUCCAGGCAAAAGAGGAAGGUUGUCUGAGCUAUGUUGCAUUUAAUGGAGGUAGCACUGUAUAGAAGGGAAUGUUCAAUAUGCAUUACAUCAGGGAGCUAAGAAAGUCUUACAGCUCUCUACAAUGUAGAAAACUCUGAAUGUAUUUGUAUUUAUUUUAUAGUAUUUAUGUAUUUCAUGAUCAUUUGGUUGAAAGCAGACUGUGUAGCCAUGAACAGAGUCAUUCCUAUGUUCAGAUUAAAAAGGGCUCUUUGUAUUUGGUCUUGCCCUAAGACCCACUCUAUCAUCACUGAGUACUUAGAUAAGUGCAAUGUGCUGCAGACCAAAAAGAUUAUGUUUUAAAGCAAUCACAAGAGGUUUUAGUUGCUUCUGUUGAAUAACAUUUGCAUAGAGCUGGUAAACUUGCCUUGCCAAAAGGGUAUUCUUUACCUCCACAGACAGUGAAAUUGUCUCAAUUUCACUCCUGCCAGCAAGCAAAGCUGGCAAAUCAAAGCAACGCUCUGUUAAAGUUCUUGGAAAUGUAAUCUGAACAGUUAUAAUUUUUUUCACAAAGUCUUCGUGCCUUUUUUAGACUGUAGAUUAAAUAGAACUGUUUAAUUUUGCUAUUUUAAGCUCAUAACAUAAAUCACAGCAUAAUGGGUACUAAUGGAGGUUCUUUUCCCGCAAGCCUUCUGUACAGUUCAGAGUGCUCCUCAAACAGCAGGGCUGGCGGUUACUGAGCACUUACAUUAAGGGCACAGUUUUUCAGCACUAGUGGAAACUUGCUGUUAAUGCAAUGCAUUUGGCACAGGGAGAUCUUUUUCUUCCCUCUUGCUAAUAUAUUUAAGAAUGAUGGGUGACUCUACCGGACAGCAAGCAGUCUGUAUCCCAUGGGAAAUGACCAUUUGAUGCUUUAUCCCAAAUGCAAAUAGCAGGUUCAAAGGAAUCCUAAAGCUAUGACAAAAAUUACCUGCCAUGUUUAGUGAAAGCAAAUACACAGACAGUAUUACUCUUCUGUCAAGCAUAGAUGGAAAAAAAAAAAUCCAGGAAAUAAUGUGAUCUUGCUGGUCCUCUAAGGGAAAGGAGAUUCUUUUAGUGAAUGCUCUUUAUGUAGGGCAAUUUGCUUUCUUCAGAAGCAGCCUCCCUACACGAUGACACAGCAGCAAGGAAAGCAUCAGAUGCUUGUUCCUCCGGCUCUCUGGGAUGUGCUGCACUCGCUGUUUGUUUCUGGCUGGUUUAAAAAAAGUAGCGAGGAAAGAAUGUGUGGGAGGCAAAGGCUUUGUUGUGACUUUAGAUGUGUGACAGUUCUUUCCUGCAGCUGGAGAUCUGUUUAUGCGCUGCUCGUGUGCUGUAUUUUAUUUAGGAAUAGGUGAUCCCAGGGAUCACCUCUCUAUCAGGAAAACAAGUGUAAGCACAGGGUCGGGUCCCCUUGUCCCCUCAGCAAAUACAGAACGAGGAUAAGUCCCUAGACCAAAAUCUGCACCUGCCUGGCCUGAAUCCUGACCCAAAUUCUGUAGCUUUGUCCCAUUCCUAAUACCAAGAUUAUUUCUCUUUCCUCCCAGAUGCUGCAGGAUGGAUUCACAGCAGGGAGGGAGCAAUUCACACUGUCUAUUUUAGGCUGCCUUCGGCUAUGGUAUGAUUCAGAGCACCUGAGUUUAGGAGCUCAGGAUCCAUACGUAGUAAAUAUAGACAGGUAGAGAAACCUCCUGGGAUGAUUCAGAGCUGCCAGCAAGAUGUCUAAUAUUAGACGUGAAUGUGCUCUGGAGGGCAUUACUCUGCAGUUUACCUUAUGCACAAUUUAGCUGAUUGUAUAUGUAAAAAAAAAAUCUAUUCCUGGUUCCAGGUAGUGUCAGAAAGCCCUUCUACGCCCUUCCUUGACCCAGCAAUAGCAAGCGUGGGGCACUGUCAGAAAGGCCAGCAUGGCCCUGUGGUGGCACAGUGUCAGUCCCCUGUCUGCCUGUGCUGGUGGUGACAAGUCCCUUGGAGGGGCAGGAUGGGUGUGGGAUGGACACCAGGCAGACCCCCCACCCUCACCAACCCCCCUGCCCCGCUAGCAUGAACGGUCUGGCCCUGCUGCUUCCCAACCUGAAAUCAGCAGCAUGCCCUCCGUUGCAUCUUAGUAAUCUGAUUUUAGAAAAAAACCUGAAUAUCUAAGUGGAGAGGUGAGAAGGGUGCAGGGGAUGUUAUUGAUUACAGGGGCAGGGCUGUGCUUGCACUGAUGCAUUAGAGGAGAUGUAAGGACCCCUGUUUUGACUGUCCAGGGAUUUUUUUUUUGUCAGUGCAGGACUCAUCCAGCUGGCACCGGAUGAAUCUUUGCAUUAGAGAUGCCCAAAAUCCUGGGAAGGAUUUGGCAGGUUAUGGAGCGGUGGGUGACGUGGGCGUGACCCAACCCAAGCACUCGGCAUCCCAAGCAUCCCUGCUGCUCCUAAUUUACUGAGGUGCUUUUGCCCAUCCUCACUUUGCGCAAGCAGCCAGUGGCGCCUGCCUCCAUUAGGGUAGGUGGACAUCAUGGUUUGGCACAGAUCUCUCCCCCAUUUGGGGCUUGAUUCACUUCCCACAACCUCUGGGAGCAUCUCCGUGGUGCCGGGAGCCUGAGGGGAGUAGGGAAAGCAGAGCCUGGCUCCCUGCCUCCCCGCUCCACAAAUACCUCUGGGAGCCGCUGCCUCGCUAUCUGCUCCCUGGCUGCCUCCAGCAGCUCCUUGGCACCGCCGGGAUGUGUAUCCCUAGCUGUUCCAGAGGUUUUUACAUCUGGCACUGAGCUCUUCACUUAAAAUAGGUAAGGAGCUGGAGCAAUGAGGUGCUGCCGUCGGAGGAGAGCAGCCUGGGAAGGAGGGACUCUGUGGUUCUGCCCAGAGUACACAAGCUAGGUGAAAUCUUGACAAUAUUAACCUGCAAGAACAUUGUGAUCAACCUUGUGAACCAGUUAUCAACUAGUAUAUACUGUAUACUAUGUGAUAGACUUUUGUAUUUAAAAAAAAAGCAAAAAACAAAUUAAAGAUAUAGGUACAGUGUAAUCCUUGGUGUGAUUGAAAAAAGUGUCCUAGAUUGUCUUACUUAAUUAAAAUAAUGAUGAGCAUAUUGAACUGUUUUUCGUAUUUAUGCCUUAUAAACUUGAUAUAUUACACAUGAUAAAAUGAACCUGCAAGAAUUAUACAAAAGGUACUCCAUUUUGGGGGCAAAUCCCAUUUUCUUCUCCUAAAAUGAAAGUGCUGCUUGAAAUCAGCUCAGUAAAUUAUGUGUGCAGAAGAGGAAGAGCAGGAUCUGUCCCCAAAUGAGUUUUUAGGAUUUUUUUUUUUUUAAUGGGGCUUUGGUUAAUGUACUAUGUAAUAAUUUUAUUUUAUAAAGUUACUGUACAAUGUUGCCUUUUGGUUCAUUUAAAUAUAAUACCAAAUAAACUUGAAAAUUACAGCGUCCUAAGUUUUAAUGAAACAGCUAUAAUAAUUUAUUACUUCAUUGCUUUUCCUCUGUUUUUUUUUUUUCCCCAGGGACAUCAAGAUAGCCAUGGAAUAUGAGCAUCUCAGUGUUAAACAACUAAGCAGCCUAUCUAGUUCUUAGCAGAAUUGCUAAUGGAUUUCUUACUUGUGAAAUAAGAUGGCAGAAGAUAAUGAAAAAUGAGUUUGUUGGGUUUCUUUUAAAAGCUCCUUUGCAUCACAUUGUCUGGGCUUCUGGGAGAUUAGCUCUUGACACUAAUCAUAAUAUUUCAUUUUUUAGGUUAUUUCAUGACUGAGUUUGGCCUUAUCAACUAUUUCAACAAGGUCAUGACUGAUAUUUUGGCAUCUGUUUCACUUAUAAGUUUAUGCAACCACCGUCCCUUUUAGGUCAGUACUAUAGACAACUAUUUAUAGUCACCCAUCAACAGGCAAUCAGUUGCUUAGGAUCUCCAUAUGAAUUAAAUUUCCUGCUUUU
This is a messenger RNA of Phalacrocorax carbo (great cormorant), 6980 nucleotides long. Lineage: Eukaryota; Metazoa; Chordata; Aves; Suliformes; Phalacrocoracidae. The record is from RefSeq and is a predicted model, not a curated record.